Molecule: messenger RNA, 3211 nt
Organism: Musa acuminata subsp. malaccensis (wild Malaysian banana)
Lineage: Eukaryota; Viridiplantae; Streptophyta; Magnoliopsida; Zingiberales; Musaceae
Product: BEL1-like homeodomain protein 6
Biological process (GO): regulation of transcription by RNA polymerase II
Molecular function (GO): DNA-binding transcription factor activity, RNA polymerase II-specific; RNA polymerase II cis-regulatory region sequence-specific DNA binding
Source: RefSeq, a predicted model, not a curated record
CAACCCAUACAGGCAACAAAGGCAAGCAUUGAUUGCCAAGCUUUUGGUGGGGAGCCCCACAAGCUUGGCAAUCAACCUAAUAAUGGUGUCAAUUAUUCUAGGUCAGGGAGUGACACACCAUUUACUGGAAGAGAGGGUUAGAGGAGAACAGCUCCGUGAUUCUAUCAGGUCUGGGCUGUGAGAUGUCAGCAUCUUCUCCAUGCUUGGGAACACAGGAUACUGAGGGGAAAGAAGAAUGAAAGCAGUUUGAGAUUAAAGAGGUGGGCAAAUUGGUGUUUGAGAGAUUAAGAGGACGUUUAGGUCUACCAACUGGUGGUUAGGAGAUAGAACACCUUAAAAAUCCUCAUCACCGACUCCCAAGAAGCCAUUGGGAAAGAACCUCCUUUGAGGACUCACGGGUUAGGAAAAAGAGCAAGAUAGGGUAAUCUCGCGUGCAAGAUGGGGUUUUGAGGUCUUGUGAUGGUAGUUUGAUAUGAGAAAGAGAGGGCGGAUGUUUAAACUGGUCGUUAAUUUGAUAGUAGCAAUUGAAGAUGGUGAUAUAGGUGACGAGAUGGUUUAGAAAAGAUGCAUCAUGAGGGCAGAAGAACAAAGGGGGAAGCUUUGCGUCUUUUGAAUUGAGGACUUGGGAUUCUUCUUGGUCGGUCGGCUUCGGCUUCGGCUUCAUGCUUUCUUCUUCCCCAUGAGGAACGCAGACAGCAGCGGCUGUCGCCCUUCCCCUCUUCCUUUGACCCUUCUCUAUCUCAGGACUGUUGCAGCAUAAUUCAUUUCUUCUGAAGGAGCAUGAACUUUCUGCAGAGGAGUUCCUUCAGAUUCCCAUGACUAAGGCAGUUACUAUUUUGUAGCCGAAAUAUUGCACUGAUCCGUCAUACUGUCAUUUCUGAAGAUCUUGCCCUGUUUAAGAUCAAGGAAUAUAAAAAUGUCUACUUUCUGUUCAAUAUCUAGUGACCAAAGUGGAACCUCUCCAGAUCUUGGCCUGAGGGAUCCAGGGCACGCUUCAUAUUCUGAAUCACCAGGUCCUGGCAACAUGAUGUACCUUAGCUUCUUGAAUUCUGGUCCGUAUAGAGAUGCAGUAGCUGGCGGUGCUCAAACCCAUCAGAAUCACAUUGAACUUCCUGUUGCCACCACCAUCAUUUCACCAGACUUGACUACAGGGAAUUCUGUUAUGGUCCCCUCGUGUCUUGGCAACCAUGCUAAUAAUGCUUGGAAGAAUGGAAGAAGUGAGAUGUUAUUUAUGCAGACAGAUAGAGGUUCCAUACUUGGAACAGAUGAUCUACUUCAUGCUGCUGAUCCUCAGACGAGUGUGCAGACACAGCUUAGCAUCAUACAUGGACUAAGCUUAUCAUUGCAACACUCAAAUGUUACACUGCAAAAUCAAGGUUUAUCACUUAGCCUUAGCACACAGAUGCCAGUUCCUUCAAUUCAGUAUCCAUCUACUACCUCAAAUAUCCCCUUCUUUGAUUCUAAUCAGUCAACUUCUGGAAAUGUUGGUUCAUUCAGGGAGGAACACUUUCAAACCAGAAAUUUUCAUGAUAAUGCCUCCCCUAAUGGACUAACAAGUCUUACAAGGUUGAUUCCAAAUUCUAAAUAUCUUCGGGCAGCACAAGAAUUACUUGACGAAGUUGUUAAUGUCAGGAAGGCUUUGAAGCAAAAAACAGAUAAAAGCCAAAGUCUUCCUACUUCUGCUGGUACUAUUACAUUUAAGGAUGGUAGUGGAGGAUCAAAAAAUGAAGGGCUGAUUUCAAACCCUCAAGAGGCCACUGUUAAUUGGUCUAGUGGGCUCUCACCUCUUGUAAAGCAGGACCUUCAAAACAAGGUCUCAAAUCUAUUGGGGAUGUUGGAUGAGAUUGAUAGAAGAUAUAAACAGUAUUACCAUCAGAUGCAGAUAAUAGUGUCAUAUUUUGAUGCAAUAGCUGGUUGUGGAACUGCUAAACCAUACACUGCACUUGCCUUUCAAACUAUUUCUUGUCAUUUUCGCUGCUUGAGAGAUGCCAUCAAUGGUCAAAUUCAAGCUACAAGGAAAAAUCUUGGAGAGGCAGACAACUCAAGUAGCAAGAGUGGUUUGUUAUCUCGCCUUCGAAACAUAGACCAGAAAUUAAGGCAGCAGAGUGCCUUGCAGCAAUUUGGUUCAAUGCAACAGCAUACCUGGAGGCCACAGAGGGGUUUACCUGAGUCAUCUGUCUCAAUUCUUCGAGCUUGGCUGUUUGAGCACUUCCUUCAUCCGAUAAUAUGUUUUGCCAGCUACCCGAAGGAAUCUGAGAAGCUAAUACUUGCAAGACAGACAGGCUUGUCAAGAAGUCAGGUUACAAACUGGUUCAUAAAUGCACGCGUUCGCCUUUGGAAGCCUAUGAUCGAAGACAUGUACAAAGAAGAGAUUGGUGAUACUGAGAUUGACUCAAACUCUUCAGAAAAUCCACCAAAACUUAAAGAAGACUUUCAAUCGUCUGAAGAUCAUGAAGACUUGCAAAUGUAUGGAACUGGACGAUACCAAACAGGCCAGAUAAUCGACUCCUCAAGACCCAUUACCAUGAAUGUUGCUGAAGCAGCUGCCACUUUUCAGCAUGAAGCAUCUGCACAAGAUUCCUAUAAAUAUCUGAAGGCUAAUGAACAAAGGCCAAUUGGAGAAGAUUCCAGCUUCUUACAAGAUGUUAUUGGCCACCCGGACGGGAAAGGUAGGUUUUUGGCUUAUCAGAUGGCUUAGUUAGGUUGAUUUGGAUGUGGCAUGGUGUGCCUCACUCGGGGGCUGCAGCAUUGUGAUGUCGGCCUUCCUAUAUCAGACAAUCAGCACAGCUUUCUCACAGUGAAAGGGAACAAUGUUUUCGGCACAAAUUCUCCUUCUGGGCGCUGAUUACAAUUAUGCGAACAUGGGGGAUCGGCGACGCCUGUAUGGUCAACACAUUUGCUGCAUGUUUUUGUCACAAUAGUUGCUAUUUAAGUCUUGGAACCUGAAUAAUUUGUCCUGAGAUGCCUUCUAGGCAUUGUUGCAAUCUUAUAUAAGAGAGUGUGUUUAGUAUGGUAAACAAUGUAACAUAAAUAGGUGGUUAUCUGGUGGGAUUAUAGGGUAGCACAUUGUACAGAUAGAAGCAUAUUUUUGUGUAAUAUGAGACAAAGAACAUGUAAAAUUUCUUCCAAAUUAACUAUAAUGAGCUGUGUAUACUAUUUGGAUGGUUUUCAAGGCCAAGAAACAUGGGGGAAGUGUGGUACCCUAUUCAAA